UUGUUUUCCUUCGCGUCCUCCUCCUGGCUUCCGGUCCGUUGGCGUUUCCGGCUCGGGCUGCUACGGCGCUGCUGUCAUGUCGCGACGAGCCUUGAGGCGACUGAGGGGGGAGGCGCGGGGGCAGGCGCUGCCGGAGGAGGAGCCGCUCCCGGGGGGGGCCCGAGAGGAGGGGGCCCGAGAGGAGGAGGAGGAAGAGGACGGAGGAGGAGGAAGGCGGCGGCCUCGGCAGAAGCCGGCGCGGAGGGUCGCCACCAACCUCUUUGAGCUGAUAACUAAUGAAGAGCCUGAAGAAGAUCCAAUAUCUAAAGAAGAAAAAGAUGAUUCCAGAUUACCGCAGCAGGGCCACACAGGGAGCAAAGAAGAGGGUGAACCUGGAACUCUGGAGAGUGACAGACAGAGAAACGGAGAGGAGGUGGAGCCAACGGACCAGAUGCCUAUUUCAAAUAACAAACCACGAAAGAAAAAGAAAAAAAAGAAGAACAGGAUGGCCGGAGAGACUCCAUGCCCCACAGACAAAGACGAUGCGGAGGACAUCGAGAGCAUCCUGGUGAGGAUCGAGACCUCCAAUGGCCCGGCAUGCCAAAGUCAAAGCAGAGUUGUCACUGACAGUCGGCCUUUGCUCUACAUAGAGCACAGGAACUUGAAUCCAGAAACGGAGCUGAAGAGAUACUUUGGGACCCGAGCAGUUCUCGGCGACCAGAGGCCGAGGCAGAGGCAGCGCCAGUACAUCCGCAGCACGUGGUUGACCGUGCCCAAGAACACCUGGCCGCGCCAUAGCAAAACAGGUCUCUGCAUGGAGCUGCUCGAGACGAAACGCGGAGUGCAGCACUUUGCCUUUGAGCACCAUCGGGAGUAUCAGCAGGUGCAGUUCAAGUUCCUGGACGCGGUGGAGUCCAUGGAUCCCAACAACAUUGUGCUUUUGCUCCAGAUGAACCCUUACCAUGUGGACUCACUGCUGCAGCUCAGUGACGUGUGCCAGAUGCAGGAGGACCAGGAGAUGGCCAGAGACCUCGUUGAGAGAGCCCUCUACACCCUGGAGUGUGCCUUCCACCCCAUGUUCAGCCUCACCAGCCGGACCUGCAGGCUCGACUACCGGAGGCCAGAGAACAGAGCGUUCUACCUGGCUCUCUUCAAGCACAUGGUUUUCCUGGAGAGGAGAGGCUGUCCUCGCACCGCCUUGGAGUUCUGCAAACUUAUCCUGAGCCUGGAUCCAGAGAACGACCCGCUGUGCACACUGCUGGUCAUCGAUCUGCUGUCGCUCCGAGCGAGAGAAUAUGCCUUCCUGACCCGCAUGUUUCAGGAGUGGGAGAGUCAUCGAAACCUGUCCCAGCUCCCAAACUUUGCCUUCUCGGUCCCCCUGGCCUAUUUCUUCCUGAGCCAGCAGGAGGACCUCCCAGAAGCAGAACUGAACCACGCCCACGAAAGAGCCGCCACCCUCAUUCGGCAGUCGCUGAUCAUGUUCCCAAGCGUCCUGAUGCCUUUGCUGGAUCGCUGUAGCGUGCAGCCGGAUGCCACGGUCGCUUCCCACCCGUUCUUUGGACUGAAUGCCCAGCUGAGUUCUCCUCCUGCCUUGAGCCAGCUGGUCUCCCUCUACCUGGGGAGGACCCACCCCCUCUGGAAGGACCCGGCUGUCAUGGCCUGGCUGGAAACCAACGUGCACGAGGUGCUUCGGAUGGUGGACUCCAGCGACCCGGCCCUGGAAGAGGCGGAGCAGAAGCGGAAGGUGAGGUACCAGAACGCCCCCCGGAACGUCUAUCGCCACGUGAUCCUCUCGGAGAUCAGGGAAGCCACAGCCGCGUUGCCUCCGGAAGUGACCUCCCAGCCGAUCAUGGGGUUCGACCCCCUGCCGCCGCUGGACUCCCUCAUCUCCUACCCGAGGCCAGAAAGGGCGAGUCGGCCAGCCAACGAGAGCACCUUCUCUCUCUUCUUUCGCUCCCUGUUGCCAAAUUUCAACCUGCAGGCGGAAGUCAGAGCCGGUGGAGAGGAAGAGCCUGGCGCAGGGCAGAAUCUGAACCAGGGUGUGAACCGACUGAUGGCAGCCAUGCGGGACAUGCUGGCGAAUAUCCAGUUCCAGGAGCCGCCGCGGGACGACAAUCCCGAGGGGGAUGGAGGAGAGUGGGACUGACCCCUCGCCUCGGCGCCCCUCCCCUCUCCCCCUGUAAUCUCCCUUGCUGCGCAAUAAACAGUCACAAGUCA
This is a messenger RNA of Hemicordylus capensis (graceful crag lizard), 2196 nucleotides long. It is a transcript of the gene TCF25, whose product is annotated as transcription factor 25. NCBI's taxonomy places the organism in Eukaryota, Metazoa, Chordata, Lepidosauria, Squamata, Cordylidae. Gene Ontology annotation, molecular function: protein binding. The transcript is spliced from 18 exons. The coding region runs from base 77 to 2125 and encodes 682 amino acids. Gene Ontology annotation, cellular component: RQC complex. The record is from RefSeq and is a predicted model, not a curated record.